CCUUUCGACAUUCUCUCCCACGCCGUGUCGGUGGGCCGUCAGGUGGUGGUGGGUGGGGGUUGGCUUCACUGAGAGCCCGGGGGUGGUGGUGGAGGAGGAGGAGGAGGAGGAGGAGGAGGCGGCUGAGGGAACUCCCACCCUCCAUCUCUAACUGACUCCGAGGAGCCGGCCCUCGGGGGCCAUGCCGUCGUUUUAAAACAAAAGAGGCCGCGAGAGAUGAGGGAAGGUUCUGGGGAAGAGGGAGAGAGCAGGAGCGGGAGGAGGAGGAGAAGAAGGAGGAGGAGGGUGAAGGGGAAGGCCUCAGUGUCCGGGCCGCGCCUGCUCCCGCCACCGGCGGCAUCUCACCGAUAGGGAGGCGGGACGGUGGGGGAAAAGAAACAACAAAAUCCUCAAAAACAAACAUCCCGACAGAAACUGUUUGAAGAAAAGAUUUUUGAAAAAGACUAAAAGCUUCCCGUUGACGCAGCGAUGGGCUCGAGAGGGAGCGGCGGUGCCCGGGGCUCGGUACCUCACCUCGGCUGCGGUUUGUCUUCACUCGGGAACCCAGAGAGCUGAAGGCGGCCCAGGACAUAGACAGGGUGGGUCCGGCCAUCCCCGGUACCUGCACCCCCUCCAACCGCCGUCUCUCCAUGCGGCACCGCUGAUUUGGUUUUGGUUUUUAAUUGCUGUUGAUUUAAAAAAAAAUUGGGUCGUCGCUGCUAUUUUUGUCUUUUGUUUCCCCCCUGGCUCCGGCUCCGGCUCGGCCCCCGCCAUCCCGCUCCGAUGGCACUAUGUUACCAGUUCCAGCUCCCGGUGCUGCCCCUCGACAGACCGGUCCCCAAACACGUCCUGAGCCGCAGAGGCGCCAUCAGCUUCAGCUCUAGCUCGUCCUUGUUCGGCUGCACUAACCCCAGAGUCCUGUCCCAGAGACGAGGAGCCAUUUCCUAUGAAAGCUCAGAUCAGACUGCGCUUUACAUUCGUAUGUUAGGGGAUGUACGCGUAAGGAGCCGGGCAGGAUUUCAACCUGAAAGAAGAGAUUCUCAUCCUUAUGUUGAUUUUCGCCUUUUGCACUUAUCCCCAGAAACCGGAGAAUUGGCUUCAGCAAGGAAGAUCAGAAGGUUGCUUAGUUUUCAAAGAUAUUUUCGAUCUACUCACUUAUUUCGUGGUGUUCCUUCUCUAAAUUCUCUCAGCGUUCUGGAUGAUAACUACAAUGGCCAAGCCAUGUGUAUGCUAGAAAAGGAUGGAAAUUGGAAUUUUGACAUCUUUCUUUUUGACAGAUUAACAAAUGGAAAUAGUCUGGUUACUUUGACCUUCCAUUUGUUUAAAUACCAUGGACUUAUUGAACAUUUCCAUUUGGAUUCGGUUAAACUGCGUCGAUUUUUGGUAAUGGUCCAGGAGGAUUACCACCGUAACAACCCUUAUCACAAUGCGGUACAUGCUGCUGAUGUAACUCAAGCCAUGCAUUGUUUCCUAAAGGAAACCAAGCUUGCCAACUCUUUUUCUCCGUGGGAUGUUCUAUUGGGUUUGUUGGCAGCUACCACACAUGACAUGGAUCACCCUGGUGUUAACCAGCCUUUCCUCAUUAAAACCAAUCACUACCUAGCAAGUUUAUAUAAGAAUACCUCGGUGUUAGAAAACCAUCAUUGGAGAUCUGCAGUCUGUGUGCUCCAGGAAUCUAAAUUAUUUUCACAUCUUGCAGUUGAGGAAAUCUAUCAAAUGGAAAGCCAGUUGGGUUCCCUGAUCCUAGCCACAGAUAUAACUCGUCAGAAUGAGUUUCUGUCACAGCUUCGAACUCACUUGGACAUGAGCGAUCUGCAUUUAGAUGAUGCAGGUCAUCGGCAUUUCAUGCUUCAGAUAGCACUGAAAUGUGCAGAUAUCAGUAACCCAUGCCGGCCUUGGGAACUGAGUAAGCAAUGGAGUGAAAAGGUAACCCAGGAAUUCUUCCAUCAAGGGGAUAUUGAGAGGAAGUAUAAACUAGAUAUAAGUCAGUUGUGCGAUCGUCAUACAGAAACUGUAGCCAAUAUUCAAAUAGGUUUCAUCACUUACGUAGCAAAACCUCUUUUUGUGGAGUGGUGUCGAUUCUCCAACACAACACUGUCACAGACUAUGCUUGGACACCUUAGCCUGAAUAAUGCUAGCUGGAAGGGAUUACUACAGGAACAGUCCCAAGGUGGAGAUGAUACUGAUUUUAUUUGAGCGGAAAUGGACUGAAUUAUUACCUCAGGAAAGCCAUGAAUUAUUUUAUCCCACCCACCUAACUUGUUCUGCUGGAAGUGGACAGUUAAUUUUCUGCCUCUUCAGUGGAAUGCAAAUGUGAUGAUGGUUUUGGUUGGGGGGGCACUGAGAUACAUUUGCAGGCUCUGACUGUCACGGUUGCAUGUGUACCCGUGUCAUGGCUAAUGUAAUUUCAUGCUUUUUUCAAAGCAUCAUAUUCUUCGCCCCUUGCUAGGCCUGAACAUAAAGCAAUACACAAAUACCUCAGUUGGCUUUUGUGAGACAUUGAGCACGUAAACUACAGUGGUGGCCAAACUGAAGGGAGUGGAGAAAGGAGGGUGACAGUGUCCCAGAAAGUGCCAUUUAUCAAUGGUUAGUUUGAAUAUUUGUAAUACAGACUGAUAUUUAGAAUUUCUGCACUUGGGAUUUUCUGUGGUUUUUUUUAUUUAGAUGGCUAAAAUAUGAACUUAGUGAAAAUCUUCUGAUAUUGGUACAACGAAGAGUUUUUGUUCUCUUCCCACCAUUUAUGAGUGACUGCAUGCAAAGAAGCCAGUCCUUUUCUGCCUCAGAGAUUUGUUUACAAUGCUGUAUUUUUGAUACUGUUUGGUUCUGGUUCUUGCCUUGAAGCAUAGUGGAAAAGGAACCACAAAAUUCAGAAAUGCUGUUUGGUAAGAAGAUAGAACAAAAUAAAUGCUGCAGCUCGAUCUUCAUCUUUGUGAUGCCAUUUACAUUCCCAUGGAAGCCUCUCUUCUGCCAUGGUGUUCCUUUAGUGCACUGUGAAUCCAGCCUUCAUCUCUGACCACAACCAGCUUUACUUCAGCAAGUCUGGUAAAAGAGUGCUGCUGGCCUUUGCCUUUUAUUGGGGAGAUUUGAAGAAAUAGAAAAACAGAUUAGUGGGUGAAGCCAAUGUGUGGUUUUCAUGCAUGAACUGAACUUAGUGAUAGUGGCAGUAAAUUGUUAUAAGGAUCAGCUCAGGAUAUUUGCCUGUGUUUCUGGAGCAUGUGAUUGUGGUACCCAAGAAUAAGUAUGUGAACAAAGUGCCACUUUCACCAAUUAGUUUUCUUCAAAAUGUGACAUCUGUGUAGGCAGAUUGAAGAAAAACUCUUAACAUUGCUACAGAUGCCUUAAAACUAUGCACAAAGCUAAGUGACCAAAUCUGUUUUUAUUUUGAAAAGUGCAUUGUUCCUCGAUCUUUUUGCGAGUGAAUUGUUACUCUUUUUUGCAAGUGAAUUGUUACUCCCCUGUGGGCCUCGUUUGAUGUGAAAAGAUGAACCCUUUGUCGGAUAAAAUUGCAGAUGUUAUUUUAAACUUCAAACAUUCCAUUUUGUAUUUUACAAUGUUUUAAAUAGUUGUUGAUUAUGUACAGUAAAGCAGAACUGUAUCUUAGGUUUGGCGUUUUCCAGUGAAACAAACUUGGUGCUUUUCUCUUUUUUUUUAGUGAACUUGUAUUUCAGGACUGUUUAAAAGAAUUCUGUUUACAAUUUGUUGCAACAGCCAUCUUUGAGAGAUGAAGGCUUCAAUGUUAAGCUUAGGGACAUUACCAAGUUGUUGGCAGGGAUGCCAUAUUUUGAUAUGUGCCUGUUGCUGUUCAAAAUUUUGAAUUAAAAAAUUGACAUACGUUUUGAACUACUUGUCUAUUUGAUCUGUGAAAUUUUAACACUUGGAUUAAUAAGAGUUUGCACUUCAAUGUAAACAUUUGCUCAGUAAAAUGUGACAAUCUUCAUAAUUCAUGUUUUUUGUAACAGUGCUGGUUUUGGAACUAUAAUAAAUCAUCAACCAACUGCAAAGAUCUGUAGAAAGACUGCAUUUAGCUUAAAAAAAAAAGCAAUGUGUGAAAAUAAUUAACCCACAUAAAACAAAUUGUUUGUAAUGCCA
Rhincodon typus (whale shark) is the source of this 4068-nucleotide messenger RNA. It is a transcript of the gene pde7a, whose product is annotated as phosphodiesterase 7A. The coding region runs from base 763 to 2175 and encodes 470 amino acids. The record is from RefSeq and is a predicted model, not a curated record. Lineage: Eukaryota; Metazoa; Chordata; Chondrichthyes; Orectolobiformes; Rhincodontidae. Gene Ontology annotation, molecular function: 3',5'-cyclic-AMP phosphodiesterase activity. The transcript has 13 exons.